Molecule: messenger RNA, 1533 nt
Organism: Anopheles coustani
Lineage: Eukaryota; Metazoa; Arthropoda; Insecta; Diptera; Culicidae
Gene: BckdhA
Product: 2-oxoisovalerate dehydrogenase subunit alpha, mitochondrial
Exons: 3
Coding region: 151-1473 (440 amino acids)
Biological process (GO): branched-chain amino acid catabolic process
Molecular function (GO): oxidoreductase activity, acting on the aldehyde or oxo group of donors, disulfide as acceptor
Source: RefSeq, a predicted model, not a curated record
UUUGGCUAAAUUAAUCGCACAAACGUCGUUGCCGCGCAGAAGAAACUCGUUCGUAGCUCGGAGAGCAAUACAGUCGACCGUCUUAUCAUCACUGUCAACGGCAUCAGCAAUAGUAGCCAGAAUCUUUGCAGCCUUGAGCGUUUAGAUAAGAUGUCUUUAAUACGUUCUCUGAGCACGGUUCUAGGAAAGAGGGUAUCAUUUGUGCGGUUUGUCCAAUCGGCAAAGUGCGUUUCGUCGGAUGCCGCUGCUAAUAAUGCACGCGCCGGAGGUAGCCUGUUGCACGCAAAGUUCCCUGGAGCCCUGGAAGCCUCCUUCGUGACGGCACCAAAGCUUUCGCUCCCGGCGGACAUCGAACCGAUUCCGAUAUAUCGCGUGAUGAACAGCGAAGGUGCGGUAGAGGAUCCGACGCAAGAUCCCAACCUCGAUCAGGCAACCGUGCGAAAGAUGUUCCGCGAUAUGGUGUUGCUCAACACCAUGGAUAAAAUCCUGUACGAAUCACAGCGUCAGGGCCGCAUCUCGUUCUACAUGACCAACUUCGGCGAAGAAGCAAGCCAUAUCGGCAGUGCAGCCGCCCUCAGCCCGGAGGACUGGGUGUACGGGCAGUAUCGUGAGGCUGGAGUAUUGGUAUGGCGCGGUUUUACCAUCUCCGAUUUCAUCAACCAGUGCUAUGGCAACGCGGAAGAUCAAGGAAAGGGUCGUCAGAUGCCGGUACACUAUGGAUCGCGUAAGCUCAAUUUUGUGACCAUCUCCUCGCCACUGGCCACGCAAAUACCGCAGGCGGCAGGAGCGGCUUACGCGUUUAAGCUGCAGCCGAACAACCAACGGUGCGUGAUUACGUACUUCGGUGAGGGAGCAGCCUCGGAGGGUGACACCCAUGCGGCGUUCAACUUUGCGGCUACCCUCGACUGUCCGGUGAUAUUUUUCUGUCGCAACAAUGGAUUUGCUAUUUCCACGCCAUCGAAGGAGCAGUACAGAGGGGACGGCAUUGCCGGACGGGCGGCCGGGUACGGUAUGGCGGCACUUCGUUUCGAUGGUACGGACGUAUUUGCGACGUACAACGCAACGAAGUUGGCUCGCGAAUACGUGCUACGUGAGAACAAACCAAUCGUGCUGGAAGCGAUGGCAUACCGCAUCGGGCACCACUCGACGUCGGACGAUAGUACCGCGUACCGACCGGCGGAGGAACUGGAGGUAUGGAACACGGUCGAGCAUCCGAUCACCAAGCUCAAGCACUACAUGGUCCAACGCGGGUGGUUUAACGAGGGGGAGGAAAAUGAGUUCGUGAAAUCCGUCCGCAAGCAGGUCCUGUCGCAGAUUAAUCAAUCAGAGCGAAUUCCCAAACCGGACUGGCGUGAAAUGUUCCAGGACGUGUACACGGAAAUGCCCGCGCACCUCAAAGAACAACUGCGUGAAAUGGAGAAGCACGUCGAAGAGCACCGGGACCAUUAUCCGCUGAAGGACUUCAAACAAUAAUCGAACGGGUUUUACUUCCCUACUUAUUGUCUUCCCAUUCCAGAACCUCGUUCACUAAAG